This is a messenger RNA of Lentinula edodes (shiitake mushroom), 1707 nucleotides long. RefSeq names its product glycoside hydrolase superfamily. Gene Ontology annotation, biological process: carbohydrate metabolic process. NCBI's taxonomy places the organism in Eukaryota, Fungi, Basidiomycota, Agaricomycetes, Agaricales, Omphalotaceae. Gene Ontology annotation, molecular function: hydrolase activity, hydrolyzing O-glycosyl compounds. The record is from RefSeq and is a predicted model, not a curated record. The transcript has 13 exons. Bases 104 to 1396 code for a protein of 430 amino acids.
AAGUUAUUUAUUUUCCACACUCUUCCUUAUUCUCUCACCGACAGGAAGGCUGAUCAGCUCAGCUUCCACAUUAUUUCAACAGCCCAACGUGUCCUAACUCACCAUGUCGAGGUACAGAGACUCUCCACAACCUGACUUGCAAGACUACUAUGAUUCUGGCUCACCUACACAUCGCCUAUCCGGCAACGCCAUUCCUUCACAUUCUCCUAGAACUACUUCCAAUGAUAUUCCAUCGAGUCCCCGCCUGGGUGGUAAUUCUGCCGGAGGGGAAUCCACAACGGCGCUAAACACCCCUUACACAGACGCUCCCCGUCGGCAGCACUUUGGCGACAGACGAGGAGAAUUUCAAGCAACAAACGACACUUGGAUGGAGAAGGCUCCGGCCAAGAGUAAGAAGACACGUUAUUUGGUUAUUGGUGGACUUGUCCUCGCUAUCCUGAUAGGCGUCGGUGUUGCACUUGGUGUUGUUCUCUCUAAGAAGGACAGCAGCACGAGUACCUCAUCCUCUUCAUCUGUCGUCAACCAAACCGACGCAAAUGACCCCAGCUCAUUCGAGAAGGAUUCUAGGCUGAAACAAUCUUUCUAUGGUAUUGCGUAUACGCCUGCUGGUUCUCAAUAUCCUGAUUGCGGGAACUCAUUGGACGAUGUCAUCACAGACAUUCAGCUACUUUCUCAAUUGACCACCCGUGUUCGUCUAUACGGGGCUGACUGCAACCAAUCUGCACUGCUCGAGGCCAUCAAGCAAACGAAGGUAAACAUGUCGGUGGUUAUCGCCAAUUAUCCUAUUGCGACGGAUGACGGCGCCGCCUAUGAACGACAAGCGUUGGUCAUUGAGGAUGCCCUCACCACCUACGGUACAGAUAAUAUCAUUGGCGUUACGAUUCUUCUGGGUUUCAUUAAUGAUACGAAAACCAUGCUUUCGAACAUGAGUAUCUCCCUCCCAGUCGGCAAUGCUGAUGCAGGGUCUUACUUCAACGACCUUGUCCUCGAAGACGUUGACUAUGGCAUGGCUAAUGUUCAUCCAUGGUUCGCGAAUGUCAGUGUGGACGAUGCUGCUGGCUGGACAUGGCUAUUUUUCCAGGAUAACGAUGUUGAGCUAGCCGAGAGCUUGUCCAAUAAUCCAAGCAUGUCGAUUGCUGAGACUGGUUGGCCGACCAACUCGACCGAUGCCGGGAACGAGUCCAAUGGACCGUCUACUGCUACAGAAGCAAAUCUGCAGACUUUUCUCGACACAUUUGUUUGCCAGGCAAAUACGAACGGUACAGAAUAUUAUUUCUUCGAAGCCUUUGAUGAGGUAUGGAAAUUGGAGGAGUUUGGCGGUGUCGAAGGUUACUGGGGUCUAUUCUAUUCUAACAAAACCCUCAAAGACAUCACCAUUCCGGACUGCUCCUCUUGAUCAUGAUUGACAUCAUGCUGGACAUUCGAACCUUCUAUGGACUACGGACAAUGGAUUAAUCUUUCCCAAUAAGACUCUUUCAUCUUAUUUUUCGCCCUUCUUAUGCUAUUCCCCUUUCCAUUGUUAAUACAUGGAGUCAUGAUACUAUCCAUACUCAAACGAAGUUGAGGGUAGAUCUGUCUUUGCAUUGAACUAUGUCUGCUGGCAGUGCAAUGCCCCCCUUUUGCGUGUGACAAUAAAAUCAGCCAAAUUCAUACCAUGCACCCAGUGCAGUGGCCCAUAAUCCCAUUAAAGCCCAUUUCUCUGAUGUU